UGCUGAAUUAUAUAAUGUGCCUGGUCCUAGCAGAGCUCAUGUUCCCUGACUCGCGCUUUGGCCUUGCUAUGCAUGUAAAUGGUGUAGCCGGGUUGUUCGAAACUAGCGGACCGGACCGAUUCAAGUCAGGAGCUCUGCAGAGCCUUUUUGUUGGAUUUCGACCUCUACUGAUGGUCCAAGCCAUUCAAUCCAGAAAGGCAACCUUCAUCGCAUCAAAGGAAUGGAUUGAGAUACCACUUUCUACAUGCAAUCCAUCAUUAAUGCAGCAGCUCAUCAACCUCGUUGCAAAACUUCCGUUCCUUCUCGAGGAAGCCGACCGGUUUAUAAGGACACCCUGUGAAACAGAAAGUGCCCAGGUAUCAAAGCUGUGGGACGACUAUAUAGAAUUACUUUUACAACUGGAAAGGUGGGAGGAAGCACUCAAUUGUGAGAGGCCGGGCUUCUGGGCCCAGUCUUCUCACUCAACCCUACGGAUACCGAGUCCUCCGGGUACGCCUCUCUGGUUCACAAACAUCACGAUGGCAAACUUCUGGGCGCACAUGUGGGCUUUUCAGGUCAUAUGCGCCGUCGAGCUUGGUCGCUUAGAGGCUUCGUUCCAAAAUUGGGGAUCUCAGCCCUUCAAGCAAGGGAGGUUCUUCUGUUCCGAAGACUCUCAACGAAAUAUACAAUCCAUCUCGCGCAAGAUAUGUCUUGGUAUGGAAUACCUUGUGCAAGAUGACAUGAAGUUAUUUGGACCUGCAUCUGCAAUCCUUCCAUUGGAAACUGCUUACAAAGUGUUCAAUAAGGACAAUCAAAGUAGUAUGCGAGAAAUGAUGUAUAUUGAGAGGAUAGUGGACUGCCUCGUCGAGAAAGGACUUCAGUCUACACCUUAUCUUGUUUAUGGAUAAUGAAGAAUGCACGACAGUUGAAUGCAAAUCUAGCCCCGCUCAAACGAAACAGAA
Messenger RNA from Penicillium canescens, 941 nucleotides. RefSeq lists its product as uncharacterized. The coding region runs from base 15 to 887 and encodes 290 amino acids. The transcript is spliced from 3 exons. The record is from RefSeq and is a predicted model, not a curated record. Lineage: Eukaryota; Fungi; Ascomycota; Eurotiomycetes; Eurotiales; Aspergillaceae.